ACCCCUUCCUCCCGCUAGUAUAUUGCAGUCCCAGAGGGUUACUGACUUGCAUUGCAUGCCCCUCCAUUGCAUUGUGAUUUAAUAUUAGUCCCAUUUCAUUCGGCUUUGAUUUUCAUUUCGAUCUCAUCGCAUUCCCGCUCCCCAAGCCGCGACACCCGACCUCCCAGCGCCUGGGAGCAGCUCCCGUUCCUGGGGAGUCUCCUGCCCCCUUUCUCAUGCACCCUGCAAACGUACCUGUGGUUUCUCACCCUGGAGGUCCCUCUUUGCUUUCCCCAAAUACUUCUUAAAAGGGAGUAUUGGCCCUCUGCCCCUUUGCCCCCCCCAUCACCCAUCAUUGCUUUUAUGUAACAAGUGCCACCCGCCCCGCGCUGUGGGAGGUCAGUGCAUGUUCUUGCUUGCGCUGGUGCUGUACCCAAACGUUAAAAAAAACAAAAAACCACCCAAACGUGUCUUGUCGUUGAAGAAGACAGGGGUUAAAAUGAACGAAGACCGGAAGGGUAAUGUAAGCUGGCUGCCUCGAGACGCGGCGGAAGCCAGCGCGGCAGAGAACGUCUCGGCUGCGGCCUCCUCCCUGAUUCCUGUCGCAGAUCCCGAGCCCGAGCUCGUAGUAAACCCCUGGGACAUUGUUUUGUGUACUUCGGGAACCCUUAUUUCGUGCGAAAAUGCCAUUGUGGUUCUUAUCAUUUUCCAUAAUCCCAGUCUCCGUGCCCCUAUGUUCCUCCUGAUAGGCAGCUUGGCGCUUGCCGACCUCUUAGCAGGAAUUGGAUUGAUCAUCAAUUUUAUUUUUGCCUAUCUUCUCCAGUCAGAAGCUACAAAACUGGUCACGAUUGGACUGAUUGUUGCCUCUUUCUCUGCCUCUGUCUGCAGCUUGCUGGCUAUUACUGUUGAUCGUUACCUCUCACUGUAUUAUGCUUUGACUUAUAAUUCAGAAAGGACUGUCACUUUUACCUAUGUCAUGCUCAUUUUGCUCUGGGGAGCAUCUAUUUGUAUUGGACUGCUGCCUGUAAUGGGCUGGAACUGCCUCAAAGAUGAAUCCACCUGCAGUGUUAUCAGACCACUCACUAAAAAUAACGCAGCUAUCCUUUCAGUCUCUUUCUUGCUUAUGUUUGCCCUCAUGCUACAGCUCUACAUCCAAAUCUGUAAAAUCGUGAUGCGCCAUGCUCAUCAGAUUGCCUUGCAACACCAUUUCCUGGCCACAUCUCACUAUGUGACCACCCGAAAAGGAGUGUCUACUUUGGCCAUUAUUUUGGGGACCUUUGCUGCUUGCUGGAUGCCUUUCACUCUCUAUUCUCUAAUAGCAGAUUACACAUACCCUUCUAUAUAUACCUAUGCCACUCUCCUGCCAGCCACCUACAAUUCCAUCAUCAAUCCUGUAAUAUACGCUUUUAGAAACCAAGAGAUACAAAAAGCACUUGGGCUCAUCUGCUGUGGCUGCAUUCCUUCUAAUCUGUCUCAAAGAGCAAGAUCACCCAGUGAUGUUUGACUAACAGCUAGGAGGACAUUAUUUUACAUUUUAUUUUUCACACAUUUCUGCAACACAGUCUUUGGUUUAGAUUCAUUCAUUAAACUCUACAUAUUGAAUUCAUAGUCAAGCCACAGGAUGCACUGACCAUUUUGUAAAAAGAAACCACAUUGACCAAAAUGAGUGAAAUGGUUUAAGGAAGAUUUUCAGAAUCAAAAUAAUCAGUGUUCUUGCAGGUUUCUAAUGUCACUCAGGAUCUUUUGCUGUGGUACAGGUCAUCGGGCCCAGUCAUUCAUAAAUACAGUGAUUUUACAUUAACUUUAGUCAUUAAAAAAAGUAGACUGAAGAAUCAUUCUUUUUCAGAAUUGUUUUGUGAUUGGGCUCAAUUAUGCUGCAUGUUUGUUUGGCUUUUAUUUCUGUUGUCAGGUAAUGUCUCUUCUAGCUUUGGUAAGCUAGUAAAAAAAGAUAACAGCUGUGAUUUUUGUUAUUAUAAACCAAAUUGUAAAUUAGUGGAACACAUUUCAGAAUAACGGCCCAACCACUGUUGUUUCACUGGGUAUUUAUUAUAAUAUUUUCUGUUCAACUAGUUUUCUAUAAAUGGGGAGCUACUUGUAUAGGUUUCUAUUCUGUGUCUCAGCGUGAAGUGGACCGUUAUUUUAAAAUGCUGCCUAUUUUCUUCUGAGUUCUGGAUAGAUGCAAGAAUAGAAUAUGUUUUUUGUCUUUCCUAUUGUUUUCUUUCUUUUAAAAAUCAUUAUAUAUUUUUAUUUAAAUGGCUUUUUGUGCUACUGAUUUUUAGGCAAAAUUCCCCAUUGAAGCUGAUGGGAAGUUCUGCUCCAAAAAUCAAUGGAACCAAAUGGCCUCUAGGAAUUAUGCAUACAGCACUUUAUGUUUCUUUGAUAGAUUUUUUUUUGGUGAAAUGUGUAAGGGAAUAUUUAAUGAAAAAACCUUGUUAAAAUAAGUUUAGCAUCUACAUUAAAUGGUCCCCUAAAGUUAGUGGUUGAUGCACAGCUGUUAUUUCAUGUUCUCAUUGUUCUACUGUGAUUUCAAAUUCUUAAGUUUGAGCAUUUUUGAGAACAUGCAUUCAUAGUGUGUGUACCAAAAAUGCAUGUAUGAAACCGUUUCAGCAACCAUAGUAAUUUUAUUCAUGACUUCCUCACAUAUUAUGAUGCUCAGUACUAUAUGCAUAUCAUUUCACCAUUGAAUUUUGGAUUAAUAGUUCUAGUCUAAACAGCAGAACCUCCUUUCUUGAAUAGUUAAAUUUAAGCUAGAACAAAAAUGUGUUCUCAUAAAAAGAUUUGAUCAUCAGGGGGGAAAAUUAACUGGGGAAAAAAACCCGGAUUUGCAUUUCUUUGUGAAAGUUGAGAUGUAGUCUCAUAUCAGUGCAUAGGAAUUUGCAGUACAAGUUGUACUUCCAUUAACAUUAAUGGAAAUUACAAGCAUUGGCAUUAAUAUGAGGUUAUAUUCUCUUGAAUGUCAAAGUAAGUGUACUGUAUUGUUGCUUCCAUUACAGUAUCUUCCAUUACAGUUAAAAAAAUCUCCAGUGUAAAAAUAGCAAUAUAUAAAGUUGAUGAAAAAAUAUACCUGUAUAGUAUACAUAGUAGAGACUACCGUCUCGCUGACACUGGAGCUUUUAAGAUGGAAUCUUUGUCUUUUCCUGUGAACAUUUGGGUACUUUAGCUUUUGUAGCAAGUUUCUGUGGCAUUAAGAAUCUUAUGUGAUACACAGAGCUAAAUUUCAAAUGUGAAUCAAUCAGUCUUAUGUUAUCAGAGAUCUGUACAGAUUUUAGCAGCAAUAAUUGAUUUUUGUUUCAAUGCUAGAUUCAUAUUCCAUUAUUUACCUUGUUCAACCUUAAUGGUAUUUGGCUAUUAAUUUGGGAUCUAAUCAAUUUUAAAAUUGCAUGUCGUUACUCUGACUGAAUGGUGCUCUUGCAAUUCUCAUUGGCUUCACCGGGACUUUCAGAUAGACUGAGGGCCAGAUUCCAAAUGGUGCUUACUAUUUGGAAUAUUGGCAUUCUUUAUCUACUUCAAAAUAUUAAUGAAGUUAUAGUCAUGAUGAGUUUCCUAUUGUUUGUUCCUAUUGUUAUAGGAAAGUCACUUUUUAAAAUAACUAUGCUCCAUAUACAUCUGAUUUUAUAAGUACACAAAGUAUCAAAUAUUGGAAGCUCUUGCUAAGGUUACUCGUGAAAAUUCUUAAAUGAAUGGUGCAUAAAGGCCUCGCCAUAAGCUUUGUCUCUUGUAUACAAGUGCCAAAAAACCGUGAUCACAACCACUUACGGUUAUCACCAAAAUUCUGUCCCAAAAAGAAAUGAGUUUUUCUGCACUUCUCUCUAGGUGCAUACAACCGUAACAUUUGGUCACCUCCCAAUCCUCAGCCUAUGUAAACUAUCCCUCACAGUACCCAUCUGUGGUAAAAAACGCAUUAAAAGAAAGGAGCCUGAGGACAACAAUGUUUGCUUCCCUGCAACAACUCACAUUGGGACUUGACCAGUGUCUGUCUCACUCAGUGGGAACCUAGAGCUGUAGACAACUUUUCAGAGAAGGAAAUAAUACCCCUCUCUUUCGAGCAUGAUUUGGGAGAUCUAUAUGCAAUGGGCUUUUUCCAAACACAAAUUUGAGGAUACCAUCUAGGUUAAAAUUUACGAUACAGAAGCAUUGAAACUACAGCGUGAUAUUCAUCCCUAGGUAAGGGGCAGUUUCUUGUUUCUAAACUCUAGCACUACAGCCUUGCCCAGAUGUGUUGGCACUUGAUUGAUUGAUUUGGACUAUCAAAAUAAAGAUGUCCUUAAAUUCAGAAGACUCUAAUAUAAGUCCUGAUGUGGGCCAAAAGUUUUAUUGAAGUCAAUGAGUAUGGCCUGUGUAAGGCUGUAGCCCAGAAUGCUUUACAGAAUUACUGUAAUUAUAAAACUUGCAGUAUUGGGCAUAUGAUGCAUAGUAUGCGCGUAAAUGAACAUGUGUCCUUGUGGUGGGGUAGAGGGGGCAGGGGGAGAUCACUUGUUCAUAUCUAAAUACUGGCCUCAGUAAUUCAACAGCUAUAAAUGUUUUUGUUUUUGUUUUUUAAAGGCAACUAUUUUUCAGACCCUGCAGUUCUGGCCAUGUUUCUAGUCAAGUUUCUAGAUGUAAAAGCAGUUUAUAUCCUGGGUCCCAAUUCUGGAAGUUGUUCCAUACAGGCAAAUCCCACAAUCCAAGUGGGGCCGCUCUGAAAUAGAAGGGGCACUGGUGAGGCACAGAGAUCUGCCCCAGGGUAUACAUUUUUAUGCUGCAAUGAACAGUAUUGAUGCCUAAUGCUACAUGAUGUGGUAAAUUGACAAUUCUAAGCAAUACUGGGUUUUUCACACCUUGAUAAUCAACAGAAGUGUUUUUAAAAACAAUGCAGAAUUUAAUCAAAAUAAUUUCAAAAUGUGAAAAAUUCUUAAGAUGCUCAACCUUCAGGUUACACGUUUGAUGGCAAAAUCUACUACAGCCAUUGUUUCCUGUCAAGAUCAAGAAUGCUCUCAAGUCAAGUAGCUGAGAGUAAAUGUAGUUAAAGCAUGCUAAUUUUGGUAGCCAACAGCACACUCGGGAGUGAUGCAGCUAAAAAUCACAUCCAGAUUAAUUUGGCUCCCCAGUUCAAAGGUCCAGGUACCCAUUUACAGCUGGGUCAACUUGAUGCAGCUGCUGGCACAAGUCCAGGGCAAGGCUCAAACUCAAAACUAUAGAGAUGCUUUAACUGGCCUGUGCCUGCAUCUUGCAGAGCUCCAUGUUUCCAACCUAUCCAUUUCUAUUAGAUUCUUGAUUUUUUAACAUUUAAAAUAUUAGCAAUAAUGAAAACAAUGCUUUUAUCAUAACAGCAAUAAAUCCCAUUAACUAACUGUUUGUAUAAAGCUGUAGAGCUGAUUCAUAGCAAUAGUAAGGAAGCAAUAAAUUCAUUAGGCAAAAAUAAAUUUCAAGUACUAAAUUAAACCCAUAGAAUGAGCAUAUAUAGAUAGAAGUCUUCCUUUGUUUGGCAUUAAUUAAAGGACCGGUAUAGGACAGUGUUUCACCCAGGUUUGCAUUUAAGUUAUUGUAUGGAAUUAUUUAAUGAUAAAUUUUAUCUCAUUUUUACAUCUUGAAUUCAUUAUAACUCCCAGAGAGCAUUAUAGUAUAGCACAAGGAAUUUCUAUUAAGUGUAUUACUUCAUGUGGUUUAAGAUUUAGGUUUAGUUGCAGCAUUAAUUAUAUGUAGGAUUUCUGGUUUUAGGCUAACACUGAUAUACUUCCUUUAACAAAAGAGGCUUUCAUAAAACCUGUGUUGAAGACACCCAUAUUUACAAGGCUUGCCAUGUUGAAAACCAUAAAAUUCCUCUGUGCUCCUUGGCAGCUGAUUGCUGAUAUUUGGCUUUGGAAAGAAGUUUUUGGCAUAAAUGAAGAAAAAUUCCCUAUGAUGUAUGAAUGCAUUUGAAGCAAGCUGACAGGUCUCCUUUACAGUAUCCCCAGCAUAACUGCAGAGGUGCACCAAUACAUCAGUCUGAUGUCGGAUCGGCACCAAUAUAAAGAAAAUUGACUUUAUUGGAAAUCAGCCUGAUGUGGCCGAUAAAUGCCCAUGCAUGCGCAUAGCUGCAGCGCAACAUGUAGGCAGCGAGGAGCGUAGCCCGACAGCGUGGAGAGCUGCGUGUAGCUGAGUGCUACAGUUUUAUUUAAAAAUGUGAACAAAAACACACGCAGAUCAUUAUUGGGAGUUGUUGGAAGAAGAUUUCAAAGAAUGGAUUCAGAGCUGAUGCAAAAAAAUGGACAGACUCAGUUGGACUUCCAUAGAACUUGCACCCAUAACACCAGGAAAUCUAGAUUGGUAUCAUUUUCCACCAAAGAGCAGGAAGAAGGCAUGUGAAGGGGCAAAUGAAAGUCAAGAUUCAACUCCUAACAUACUGUCGUACACUGCUAAUGAACUGCUGUUCUCCCUCUCCUCUGACACCUUGGUAUGUGUCACCAACUUACAGUCUUAUGUUUUUGUGAGUCAAAUUCAGACAGCAAAAGAGUGUAAGGGGCUGGGUUAGAAGUCAUAUCAAUGUAAAUGAAGGAAAUCUUAAACAAAAUUCUUAAAUGGGAGAUACUAGGUUCCUGGUAUAUUUAGCAUUGGCAAGUGCUGCAUAAAGUGUUGGACUCUCAGUCACUUUUAUAUUCUCAGUUGCAGAACUAAAGCAUAGUAACUGAGUUUUUAAGCUUUGUGAAUGCAAAAUAGUUUUAUAAUGCUGUGAGUUAGCUCAAACAACAAACUAUUGACUGGGAGAUAUAAUGGUAGUAUUAUGAAAUACAUCUUGUUGUAGGGACUUAUAUCAUCUCCAGAAUGGUGUUUAAAUAAAUGUUAAAUUCAA
Alligator mississippiensis (American alligator) is the source of this 6787-nucleotide messenger RNA. RefSeq names its product G protein-coupled receptor 12 (gene GPR12). Gene Ontology annotation, cellular component: membrane. Gene Ontology annotation, biological process: G protein-coupled receptor signaling pathway. Bases 386 to 1483 code for a protein of 365 amino acids. The transcript has 2 exons. Lineage: Eukaryota; Metazoa; Chordata; Crocodylia; Alligatoridae. Gene Ontology annotation, molecular function: G protein-coupled receptor activity. The record is from RefSeq and is a predicted model, not a curated record.